Sclerotinia borealis F-4128 is the source of this 1260-nucleotide messenger RNA. The record is from the annotation of a GenBank genome assembly. Lineage: Eukaryota; Fungi; Ascomycota; Leotiomycetes; Helotiales; Sclerotiniaceae.
AUGUCCGCAUUGAUACCUUUAUCCCCAUACGUCCCCCCUCGAGCACGCGUCCUCUCGCCCUCCGAUCGAUAUCCCGGCGGUGCGCGGGGUAAUGCCCAUCACGGACCACUCCUACGAAAUUCCUUUGAUAAUGGAUAUAAUGCCCUCGGAGGCGGCGCCAUGAUAUCCAUCCCUGUAUUCGGCGCCCGGGCCGGACAUGGAGCACUUGCUCGUGGAGGUGGAGCUGGAAGGAAUUACAAUGAUAUGAACAUGAAUAUGAACAUGAACAUGGUACUCCCCCAUCAAAUACGAAGAGGAAGCCUCGACAUCUCCUAUCACAACAUCCCUCACGCACAUCCUCAUCCACUCAUGGAUCCGCGUCUCCGACACGCACCUCAAGUACAAGUUGUGGAUCCAAACGCCAUGUUUAGGGAUCCGUGGAUAGGAGCGAAUAUGGGUGGUUGUACGCAGGAACCAUAUACGUGUCCCUGUCACGAAUGCGAAGUUUUGCGUUUACCGCAACGCGCGCUGGUUGCGCCGAUGAAUGUUGGGUGUCAUCAUGAUAGUAGGGGACAUGGAGGUCAUGGACAUGGAAUGGAUUUGCAUAAUCAUUGUUGUUCGGGAGGAGGAGGAGGACACAAGGAGUCUUCAUCCUCUUCCUCGGGAUCUGGCGGGAAAGAGAAAUCGAGUUCGUCUGGAGGAGGGGGAGGGGGUGGAAGUGAAGGCUCCAACUCAAAAGAAUACGGUUUUCCUACCAAAGAUAUUGUCAUCAGAGGGAAAACCUACGCCUGUCGUAAAUCCUUCCUCGCGGAUCAAGGAAAAUUCGAAGAUUCCCUCGUCAAAAUGAUGGAAAAGAAAAAGGAAGAUGAAAUCCCCACCACCGUUCUCGAUUCCCUCUUCUCCUGCAUCAACGAAGAAAAAGUAUUAUCCUCCGCCUCAGCCCACGAUCUCGUCACCCUAAACGUACUCAGUAGUUCCUUGGGCAUCAAGAGCGUCAUGGAGAAAUCGCUCACCCAGCUUAAGAAACAAUGCUCGGAUAAUAUCGUAAGUGGCAGUACGCUCACGGGUAUCGUGGUCACGGUUAUGAUGAGUAGUAAGGUGGAUGAGGGACUGCGCGAUUGGUUGAAGAAAUACAUUAAGGGCUGGGGUUUGUGGGAGGAGUUGCAGGGUUUUGCGACGUAUAUUCGGUGUGUGGAGGAUCAUCCGGAGAUUCAUACGGGGUUGCUGGAGUUGUUGGGGUUGAGGAGGAAGGCGGAUGGGGAGGGGUAUAGGAUUAUUUAG